Closterium sp. NIES-67 is the source of this 726-nucleotide messenger RNA. Lineage: Eukaryota; Viridiplantae; Streptophyta; Zygnematophyceae; Desmidiales; Closteriaceae. The record is from the annotation of a GenBank genome assembly.
ACGGUUAUCGAGUUGCAUGUGAAGUGGCAUGUGAUCAAGGGCGUCCCCAACUCGCAGUUCAGGCAUAUCAUUACUGCAUCGAACGAUGGGAAACCCGUCACCAACAGCAGGGAGACUCAAGAGGUGCCUUUGAACCAGGGCCAGGAGAUGCUGCGCAUAUUCAAGUCGUACUCAUCGCGCACUUCCAUUCUGGAUGACUUCACCUUCUAUGACAGCCGCCAGCGCGCCAUGCAGGAGAGAAAGAUGCGGCAGCCCCACCCGAUGCAGCAGCAUCCCCAGCAGCACCCGCAGCAGCAGCAGCAGCAGCAGCACUACCAGCACCAGCAGCAGCACUUGCAGCAGCAGCACCAUCAGCAGCAACUGCAGCAGCAGAGGACAGCUGAAAUGAUGCAUCAGGUUGUAGGCAGGAGAGAUUGGAGCACUGGAGGAGAGGUUGGGAAGGACAGCAGCAAGAGAGCAGAGCAGCAGCGAGAGUUGGGAGUCCAGGGAUAUGUGGAGGAUGAUCGGAACGAUGUUGAUGUCGCAGAAAAGGAUGGAAGUUGGGAGUGAUCGACGAUGAAAAAGAAGGGGUGCUGUCGAAGGGAGAAGCAGGCAGGUGGCCAGAAGUGGAUGAUUGCUCGAGUGGCUUGUUCGGAAGGGACAAUACCAAAUCUUGAACAUCAGCAACGUGAAGUAUGGGAGGGAGUGAAGAUGAGCCUGGGGAAGGAUGAUAAGGGAGUCGAAAAA